AAGUAUAUUUUAAUAGACUUUGCCCAAAAAAAGUUAUUUUCAAAAGAAAAGAAAAUGGCACCAAAAACACAAGCUAGGGGUCAGGAAGAACUUAGCAAGGGAGGUGAGAGAAAAACUGAAAAAGGAGAAAAAAGGCCACAACUUUCUGCCCGUUAAUCCCGCUUUUGCUGUUGAUGGUUGUUGUUGUUGUUCAUCUUGAGUUGGGGUUUAGUUUAAUCUUAAACAUUAACACAGAAACUCUAAACCCCACUUAAAAUCCGACAACUGGGUUUUUUUUACCCAUUUCUGCUCCAUUUGUCCAGAAAAUGGUUGAGACUUUCAGUUCGUUCUACAAGGAUACUUUCGUUCUUAAGCUUCCAAAGAUGUCUUCCAUGAUACUGAGGAUGAUAAUGCUAGUGAUUGCUACUGUAUGUGGAGUAUAUAUUUGUUCAGUUUGUCUUAAACAGAUAAGCACCCAAACCAAGUCUAGUAUUGAAGUUAUUGGGAGACUAGAAAAUAUUUCUGAUACCAACCAUUUGAAAAAUCUAUACCUGCAUUACCCACAGCCUGAAACAUUUAGCAGGGCUGAAUGUGCCGGAAAUCCUGUACAGUUCUUUGUUAUAAUAUCGAUGCAGAGAUCAGGGAGUGGAUGGUUUGAGACACUCUUAAAUAGUCAUAUGAAUGUCAGCUCCAAUGGUGAGAUAUUCUCUACCAAGGAUAGGAGAGAUAAUAUCUCCUCUAUAAUCAGGACUCUUGAUAGAGUCUACAAUUUGGACUGGUUCACUAGUGCCUCCAAGAAUGAAUGCUCUGCUGCUGUUGGCUUCAAGUGGAUGUUGAACCAGGGGCUGAUGGACUACCCCAAAGAGAUAGCUGAGUAUUUCAAGAGAAGGGGCGUGUCUGCUAUAUUUCUCUUCCGAAGAAAUCUGCUGCGCCGGUUGAUUUCAGUGCUUGCAAAUUCCUUUGACCGUCACGCUAAGAUAUUAAAUGGAACUCACAAGUCUCAUGUGCAUUCUCUAGAAGAGGCUGAUACUCUCGCAAAAUACAAGCCUCUCAUCAAUUCAACAUCAUUAAUCUCAGCUCUGAAGGACACAGAGCUCACAAUGGCCCAGGCUUUGGCCUACUUUAACAGCACUCAGCAUAUAACUAUAUACUAUGAAGAUCUUAUCAAGAACUACACUAAACUAGUGGAUGUUCAAGAUUUCCUUGGCAUACCACAUACGAAUCUAACAACCCGGCAAGUAAAGAUACACAAAGGUCCUUUGAACGACCAUGUGAAGAACUGGGACGAUGUCAAUAAGACACUCAAUGGAACAGCUUAUGAGAAGUUUCUUCUUAUCGACUAUUGAACAAGUAGUUGUCAGCUAACAAAUAUGGUGUACAUAAUGACCGUUCGAAUACAGUGAGCUUGGAAGCAGAGACCGAAGGCAUGAAGCUUCCUUUUGUAUGCCCGUCACUAAUAUUUUGCUGCACCGAUUACAGGGAUUAGGGAUUGAAGGCCCCUGUAUUUAAGUCAUAAAUUUAGGAUUUUGGGCUCAGAUUUUGAUUGCGUGUUUUAGUAUGAGAAUCAGUAUAUGUACUUUAGGGGGAUAGAGUUUUAAGGUUUUGGAAGAAUUGUACAAACUUUCUGUGCGUAAAUUGUAAUUUUGUAGCCAAAUUAGUGGAUCGCCAAUCUGCCAAUUGUUUUGAAGAAACAGGUCAUAUGGAAGAUGAAGAUAUGGCCAAACAAAUAUGUUGUACUACCUCCGAUCUUUAUUAGUUUACUCGUAUUCUUUUUUGGAAUA
Molecule: messenger RNA, 1760 nt
Organism: Beta vulgaris subsp. vulgaris (sugar beet)
Lineage: Eukaryota; Viridiplantae; Streptophyta; Magnoliopsida; Caryophyllales; Amaranthaceae
Exons: 6
Coding region: 306-1325 (339 amino acids)
Molecular function (GO): sulfotransferase activity
Source: RefSeq, a predicted model, not a curated record